Messenger RNA from Bombina bombina (fire-bellied toad), 4344 nucleotides. It is a transcript of the gene TPP1, whose product is annotated as tripeptidyl peptidase 1. The record is from RefSeq and is a predicted model, not a curated record. Lineage: Eukaryota; Metazoa; Chordata; Amphibia; Anura; Bombinatoridae. The transcript has 11 exons. Bases 220 to 1620 code for a protein of 466 amino acids. Gene Ontology annotation, biological process: central nervous system development; proteolysis. Gene Ontology annotation, molecular function: tripeptidyl-peptidase activity; serine-type endopeptidase activity.
UCCAUCUCUCUCAGGAUUCCUGAUGGUUGGACCCUUGUUGGUAGACUGGAGCCUUAUGAGGACAUCACACUGACCUUUGCAUUAAAGCAGCAGAAUCUGAACAAGUUGAAGGACUUUGUGGAUCUUGUGUCAGACCCAGAAUCCCCACAUUAUGGUCACUUCCUGUCCCUGGCAGAGGUCUCAUCCCUGGUCCAGCCUUCUGCUGACACCUUAAAGACAAUGAAGAGCUGGCUGGAUAGAAAUGGAGUUGCAGACUGUGAUAGUGUCCAAACCCAGGACUUCCUGCAGUGCCGUACCCAAGCCAGCACUGCAGAGCGUUUACUCCCAGGUUCUCAGUUCCAGCGCUAUACAAAGGGUGAUAAGAGUGUGGUGAGGUCCAGCACCCCAUACACGCUAAGUGAGCAGUUGGCGCAAUACAUAGACUUUGUGGGGGGGGUUCAUCGUUUUCCAUCAGAACAGCAUGUCAUCAGCAGAGAAUGGGAUAAACGCCAAACAAAGCGAGCUGAUUUGCAUCUAGGGGUCACCCCCUCUGUCCUACGUCAGAGAUACAACCUGUCUACAGUUGAUAUAGGAACACAUCCCAACAACAGCCAGGCUUGUGCCCAGUUCCUGGAGCAGUAUUUCCACCAGGCUGAUCUCAAUGAGUUUAUGCAGCUUUUUGGAGGAAGCUUCUUGCAUCGGACACAAGUUGAUGAAGUAAUUGGACAACAAGGUGGAGGCCGGGCUGGAUUGGAAGCCAGUUUAGAUGUGGAGUAUAUCAUGAGCACUGGUGCAAACAUCUCUACUUGGGUGUUUAGUAAUCCAGGAAGACACGAGUCGCAGGAGCCUUUCCUUCAGUGGAUGCUGCUACUAACUAAUAUGUCUGCACUUCCCUGGGUUCACACUAUCAGCUAUGGGGAUGAUGAGGACAGUCUGUCAGUUGCGUUCAUGCAGAGAAUUAAUACAGAGUUCAUGAAGGCAGCGGCUCGAGGUCUCACCAUCCUCUUCGCUUCAGGUGACGAUGGUGCAGGAUGCAGAGAAGUCACCAAAGGAAAGAAUGGUUUUCGGCCAAGUUUUCCAGCAUCAAGUCCCUAUGUGACAACAGUUGGAGGAACAGCAUUUAAAAACCCUUUUCAGGUGACCCACGAAGUUACAGAUUAUAUUAGUGGUGGUGGCUUUAGCAAUGUCUUCCCGAUGCCAGACUAUCAGGUAUCUGCUGUGUCACGCUACCUACAGUCUUCAGUGAAGUUACCCCCCAACAGUUACUAUAACAGAAGCGGACGGGCGUAUCCUGAUGUGGCUGCACUCUCUGAUAACUACUGGGUGGUUUCCAACAGGAUCCCAAUUCCAUGGGUGUCUGGCACUUCGGCCUCCACACCCGUGUUUGGUGGGAUACUGUCCCUCAUUAAUGACAAUCGUUUGAAGAGAGGUCUCUCCCCAUUGGGCUUCCUUAAUCCAGCACUAUACCGACUGCAGGGGAACCAAACUAAUGCACUUUAUGAUGUCACCGAGGGAUGCCACCUCUCCUGCAUCGAUGAUGUAGUUCUAGGACAGGGAUUCUGUGCGGCUCCAAGCUGGGACCCUGUGACUGGCUGGGGAUCCCCUAACUAUCCUGUGCUGCUGAAGGAGCUCUUGCUGUGACCCCAACAAUAUGACAUAUUAACCAGUUAUUAUCUGUGCUAUAGGAACAAGCUGGCAGUGCAGAUGCCACAGAAUGUAACCGGGAAUUAGUACACAAUUAUUUCUUAAUUAAUCCUCUGUAGUGAUUUGCUUUGUGAUUCUUGCUAAUCUGAUUAUGUUGCUUAUGUGAUGAGCAACUGAUAUUGACUCUCAGGGAGCGCAGCGUUGUAAUGCUCUUGUAGUACAACAAACUGCGCCUGCGCACACGCAUCAAAUACACACACACUACAGAAAGCGCGUACACAUAUAACACACAUCACUUACACACUACAUACAGCAUGUAUACACACCCACUACAUACAACACACACACACUACAGAAAGCGCGUACACAUAUAACACACAUCACUUACACACUACAUACAGCAUGUACACAAACACACACUACAUACAACAUACACACACACUACAGAAAGCGCGUACACAUAUAACACAUCACUUACACACUACAUACAGCAUGUACACAAACACACUACAUACAACAUACACACACACUACAGAAAGCGCGUACACAUAACACAUCACUUACACACUACAUACAGCAUGUACACAAACACACACUACAUACAGCAUGUAUACACACACACUACAUGCAACAUACACAAACACUACAUACAGCAUGUAUACACACACACUACAUACAACAUACACAAAAACACUACAUACAGCAUGUAUACACACACACUACAUACAACAUACACAAAAACACUACAUAAAGCAUGUAUAAACACACACACACACACUACAUACAGCAUGUAUACACACACACUACAUACAGCAUGUAUACACACACACACUACAUACAGCAUGUAUACACACACACUACAUACAGCAUGUACACAAAAACACACUACAUACAGCAUGUACACAAACACACACUACAUACAGCAUGUAUACACACACACUACAUACAACACACACAAAAACACUACAUACAGCAUGUAUACACACACUACAUACAACAUACACAAAAACACUACAUACAGCAUGUAUACACACACUACAUACAACAUACACAAAAACACUACAUACAGCAUGUAUACACACACACUACAUACAACAUACACAAAAACACUACAUACAGCAUGUAUACACACACACUACAUACAACAUACACAAAAACACUACAUAAAGCAUGUAUAAACACACACACACACUACAUACAGCAUGUAUACACACACACUACAUACAGCAUGUACACAAACACACACUACAUACAGCAUGUACACAAACACACACUACAUACAGCAUGUAUACACACACACACUACAUACAGCAUGUAUACACACACACUACAUACAGCAUGUAUACACACACACUACAUACAGCAUGUAUACACACACACUACAUACAGCAUGUAUACACACACACUACAUACAGCAUGUAUAUACACACACACACUACAUACAGCAUGUAUACACACACACUACAUACAGCAUGUAUACACACACACUACAUACAACAUACACAAAAACACUACAUAAAGCAUGUAUAAACACACACACACACACACACUACAUACAGCAUGUAUACACACACUACAUACAGCAUGUACACAAACACACACUACAUACAGCAUGUACACAAACACACACUACAUACAGCAUGUAUACACACACACUACAUACAGCAUGUAUACACACACACUACAUACAGCAUGUAUAUACACACACACACUACAUACAGCAUGUAUACACACACACUACAUACAGCAUGUAUAUACACACACACACUACAUACAGCAUGUAUACACACACACUACAUACAGCAUGUAUACACACACACUACAUACAGCAUGUAUACACACACACUACAUACAGCAUGUAUACACACACACUACAUACAGCAUGUAUAUACACACACUACAUACAGCAUGUAUACACACACACACACACACUUCAUACAGCGUGUACACAAACACACAUGGUAUACACAUAUUACACACACAUGCUGUAUACAAAUACGGCACUGCACUAGUUUCGCGCAACCUUGCCGAAGGUAAAUUGUGUAUCUGGGGCAGUUGCGCUAUGCACUGAAAACACUUGCCCUAAUGACAACAGAAAGACGUGAGAGACAGGGUUAAGGCACAGGGAAUUCAGUACCAGGACAUGCGCUCAGUGACAAUAAGACAAAACACACAAAUCUGCAGCUCUCCCCCUGGGUGAUAUUUUUAGAUAUUUUGUGCCAAUGGAUAAGUGGGAGCAAGACCUCAUCAUAUCUACUCUUACUGCACAGAGUGAUUGGGGGACCCCUGUAUCUCUUGUUUCCUAAGUCUUUGCUGCACACUGUUCUUCUUAGUGCCUGAUGCCCGCUUCAUGGGCACCCUUACUAACCCAUGACCUGCUCCACCUGCAGACGUCUGUACUAGAGCCUUUGUUCCCUGGUGGUCAGUUGUCAUGUUUUACUGUUCCCAAGUGUCCUGGGUUAAUGCACUGAUCAGAUAGACCCCCUAGAAGUUAAAUGACCAUUAUCAUUUGAAGGGGGAGCACUGUAUCAAGGGGCUCUCUCCUAAGGUGCCUACAAGGGUAACCUGUACCCCUUCCAUACCCCAAAACCAGCACCCCAGACUGCACAACUGUCUAUAAAAUCAUGUAAUUGCUGUGGAAGAGUGAGUUUUUACUUUGUUUCUUGCUCUUCAUGUUUUGCUAAAAUAAUGAUAAAAUAAACAAAACAAAAAUAUCCAGAA